This is a messenger RNA of Acanthoscelides obtectus, 261 nucleotides long. The record is from the annotation of a GenBank genome assembly. Lineage: Eukaryota; Metazoa; Arthropoda; Insecta; Coleoptera; Chrysomelidae.
GAUAGUAGUAACGAAUCGUCGGAUUCUGAUGAGAGUGAAGAACCUAGAACCAGGGCACCUCGCAAUUUUAGAGCAAGAAUGGAUCAUUUCACCCGUUGGAGCGACGAGGAAUUUCGAAUCAGAUUUAGAUUAAGCAAGGAUACGGUCGUAAUGCUAGAGCAAAGAUUUCGGAAUGAGAUAGCACCGAAAACUAACCGGUAUACAUAAGUCCACAGCAGGUCAGAUUGUAAAGAAAAUAGUUAAAAUGAUUGCAACAUUGGC